Molecule: messenger RNA, 2164 nt
Organism: Manduca sexta (tobacco hornworm)
Lineage: Eukaryota; Metazoa; Arthropoda; Insecta; Lepidoptera; Sphingidae
Product: facilitated trehalose transporter Tret1
Exons: 7
Coding region: 67-1434 (455 amino acids)
Biological process (GO): transmembrane transport
Cellular component (GO): membrane
Molecular function (GO): transmembrane transporter activity
Source: RefSeq, a predicted model, not a curated record
AUGACCAUGUUUUGGAGAAGGUUAUUCUUUUUUAUUAUUUAGAUCUUCGCCAGUUCAUGUCCAAACAUGUUCGCGAACGUGGAACCUUAUGUGUCGCGACAGAUACUUAUUACGGCUUGUUUAAACUUAGGACAAAUAUUAAUCGGCUAUGAGAUAUACUGGACGGGUCCUGUCAUCCCCAAGCUUCAGAAUAUCGAAGAAACACCUCUUACACGCGUCAUAUCCGCGACUGAAGCGUCCUUGGUCGCUUCUGUACUAUGCUCUGGAGCUGUUGGAUCUUUCAUCGCCGGCUACGGAGCAAACCGGAUCGGCCGUCGAGCAUGUCUCACUCUUGGAGGAAUCUUCAUCAUCAUCUCACACCUGAUCCUGAACUUCCCCGCUUCACUAGGCAUGAUUUACGCCGGAAGAAUUUGUAUAGGAGCCAGCAUAACUUUCUUAUCAUUAAUAACUCUUAUAUAUCUUGGAGAAAUAGCGUCCCCAAACAUACGCGGAAUGUUGAUGUCAUCGACGAGCAUUUUCCAUUCGUUGGGAGGUUUUCUAGUAUACUGCGUCGGUCCUUACGUCUCCUACACUGAAGUUGGCUACGUACUUAUCAGCAUAUGUGUUGUUUACGUCGCUACUAGCUUCUUUCUUCCGGAAUCACCCUUGUACUACGUCAUAAAAGGUAAUGAAAGGGCAGCAGAAGAUUCCCUCCGCAAAUUAGGCAGAAGUAAUGAUAUCAACAUAGAACUGAAGAAGAUGAUGGGACAAGUGCUCGAAACUAAAAGCAAUGCCUAUCUCUGGAAGGAGCUGUUCACUGACAAAGGCAACAGAAGAGCUCUCUGCGUCACAAUACCUUUAUACAUAUUUCAACAAUCCAGUGGAGUCAUAGCUGUCAUAUUCUUUGCUACGACAAUAUUCAAAGACGCUGGUUCGUCGAUAGAGCCCCACAUAGCUACCAUGAUAAUUGGAGCCACGUCAUUACUCAGUUCAAUAUUCUCUCCAAUGUUUAUAGAUAAACACGGCAGGAAGAUAUUACUCAUCGUCUCAACGGCUGGAUGCUGUGUAUCAAUGACUGUUCUAGGAGUAUACUUUUACCUGGAUUACAUAGGCGACUCGUCAGUUCUGUGGCUGGGAUGGCUGCCUCUAUUGUGUUUAGUUUCUUCUUUAUUUUUCUACGGCAUUGGUCUCACCAUAAUCCCAAACACUUUAACCGGCGAAAUGUUUAGUCCUUCUGUACGUGGACUUGGAUCCUCCAUAACUCUCUGCGUGGGAUUCAUUUCUGGGUUAAUUUCUACCACUAUUUUUGGCUACAUUGUAGAAGCAAUUGGAAUCUACGCUACGUUCUGGAUCUACGCAGCUGUAAACGCGAUUGGUUUGAUUUUUGUUGUUAUCGUCGUUCCUGAAACUAAAGGAAAGACUUUAAUUGAAAUUGGGAAUAUGAUGGAAAAAUAAUUUUGAAGGAAUCAUACUAUCUCUACAAGGAUUUGUUAUGUAGUAAAGAAGGUGUAUUUGCAAAUACCAUUACAUUUUAUAUAUUGGAUAAAUUAAAAAGCAAAAAUCCUGCUAAUGAACAAGAGACCUUGUUUGAUACUUUUAGAAGUUUCCCUAUUAACCGCUGGAUGGAUUUGAAUUAGAUUUUGAUACUUAGAUGGUUCAAGUCGUAAAUAGGGUUUAAACGCGAGCACGACUGCUUACCAAAGUUGAUAAGUAAAUAGAUUCUCAACCUAAAUUACUAUCAUUUUAGAAACAUAAGACGUAUUAUUGAAAGGCUAUUGAUAAAGCUUUUUCCAUUAUCGUAAAAAGUAACAUGUCACUGACUGUACUAUCAGGCUGUCGAAACAGUAGAUGAUAAAAUAUUUAACAAAAAAUUAAACCACCUUUUUUUGCUUUUUGCAUAAAUAAAUAACCUCCGCUUUGCUGAAGACCUGGGGUCCUAAGCAAGAUGCCAUUUUACAAUCGUUGAAACUAGUAAAAAACAGCAAAAGUAUAUGGGAAUGGCGUUUCGAAUCGAUAAGUCUAUUUCUAGGAUGGCUUUUCUUAAAUAACGUUAGCGAUAACGAUUGUAAAAAGGUAUCUUGGCUACGGUCCCUGGUCGUAGACAUGUGGGCAACAGCUCAAGAUUUACGAUAAGAUUUAUGAUGAAUAAGGAUAGAAGGAGACAAAUAUAGAUGAAUUCAAUGGA